CCCGGCGCGGCUGCAAGAGGUGAGCCCUUUCGUGCAGCGUCCGGACCUGGGAGAAGGGACGCGGCGGAUGGCUUCGGAAGUGGCGUAGAGAAGCCGGAGAGGAAGGUGAAUAGAGACCAAUUGUUGUGCCUUGGAACUUUGAGCAAUUUCAUCUUAAGAAAUAAGGCUGGCCAUUUCGUUGGCGCCUGGAGUAGCCGUGGCACCUGUAAGAGCCGAGGCAGAGGAGAAGACCCAUUUGUGCUUAAUAGUUUGGAGCCUCACCACCGGUAGAACAAGAUUUUGAAAUGCAUCGUGAUUCCUGCCCAUUGGACUGUAAAGUGUACGUAGGUAACCUCGGAAACAAUGGCAGCAAAACCGAAUUGGAACGGGCUUUUGGCUAUUAUGGCCCACUCGUCAGUGUGUGGGUUGCCAGAAACCCUCCCGGCUUUGCUUUUGUGGAAUUUGAAGACCCUCGGGAUGCAGCCGAUGCGGUUCGAGAGCUCGAUGGAAGAACACUGUGUGGCUGCCGUGUAAGAGUAGAGCUGUCCAAUGGGGAAAAAAGAAGUCGGAAUCGCGGCCCCCCUCACCCUUGGCGACGGAGUCAUCAGGAUGAUUAUUGGAGAAGAAGUCCUCCGCCUCGCCGAAGAUCUCUGAGGAAGAGAAGCUUCUCUCGCAGCCGGAGCAGGUCCCUUUCUAGAGAUAGGAGAAGAGAGAGGUCAUCGUCUCGGGAGAGAAAUCGCAAGCCAUCCCGAUCCUACUCUAGGUCUCGCAGCCGAUCUAGGUCAAAUGAAAGAAAAUAAGAUGGGUUUGCAAGCGGGGUGUAGUGUGUACAAGAAAUACCAUCAUAUGACAGUAGUGUACAGAAAGUUCACGUUUGGUUUCAGACUUAAGAAGCCUUGGUGCGUUUUUAAGAUGUUUAGCUGUUUGAAUUUGUUUAUUGCCUCUUUUAAUAAUGACACUUGAAGAUGUAUUUCUCUGUGGUUUGAAAGGGAUCAUAUGAGGCAUGUAAUACCAAGAUUUUAUUACUUGACAGUGGCUCUGUACACAGAAUUGAAUUUGCUUUGAAUUUCGGUUAGUCUUGCAUAAGACUGCUAAUAAACCUCUAAAUCUUGCCCUCCUAAACUGUGAUGUUUUAAUAAUGAGGAAGCAAAAUUGGCAAAGGUUGAACUAAGAACUUUUUGGGAGGUUCGUGGCUGGGAUAAAGGAUGCACCGGUAGUUGAAUAAGCAGCCUGAGAGCAUCUGAGAACAUAGAAGCCUCCAGAUAAAAGUAGCUGCACCAAUAAACUUGAGGUUUUAAAAAGCCAGCCUAGGCUUCAACAGUGUGCAGAAGUGAGAUGGUUUAGAAUCUGUUAGGUUUAAGGAGUUAAUCUUUCACUUAAGGUCUUAAAUGGGUUGGGAUUUCUGUAUACAGAAAGAUAAUUUUGACACAUUUGGAAAAUGGAGUUACUGUGCAAGAUUGUUUUCAUGUCAUUUGUAAUAUGUUUUACGAAAGUCGUUGGGAUUAAAGUUUAGGUUUCUAAAUUGAGAAAAAACAUGCCUGCUAACUGCUCAUUAUAUUGUAAGGAAUAAUUUCAUGUUUAUAUAUUAAAUUUUGUUCAUCUCAAGAUUUUGUAAUUAGUUUUGAAAGAAGAAAUAUUAAAUUCUAUGCAUUCAUUAGUAAAUAAAUCUCAGGUGUUCAAUUUUAAUCACUUAAAACAUUUCAGUUCAAAGAAAAACAUGAUGUACAGUUUUAAAAAUGUAAUACGGACCUCACCUUAAAUUCAGAACAAGAUAACAAGGAUCUAGAUAAACUGUUCCUAAUACUGUUCCAAUUUCAAUGAUAACUUUUUUCCUGACUACAUUUUUCAAUAAAGUUUGUUUCUAAAUGUA
This is a messenger RNA of Echinops telfairi (small Madagascar hedgehog), 1849 nucleotides long. Its product is annotated as serine/arginine-rich splicing factor 3-like. Gene Ontology annotation, molecular function: RNA binding. Lineage: Eukaryota; Metazoa; Chordata; Mammalia; Afrosoricida; Tenrecidae. Bases 285 to 779 code for a protein of 164 amino acids. Gene Ontology annotation, cellular component: nuclear speck. The record is from RefSeq and is a predicted model, not a curated record. Gene Ontology annotation, biological process: mRNA splicing, via spliceosome. The transcript has 2 exons.